GAAAGUCGCAGGUCAGCAGAAAAUGUUGAAUAUGCAUAGGAACGCGCCUAACAUUCUGAUAACAGGCACGCCUGGUGUCGGCAAGAGUCUAAUGUCGCGUAUGUUAUCGGAGAAAACCGGACUAAAAUGGCUCGAUGUUAGUAAACUAGCUAUAGAGAAUGAAUGUCUAGAUGAAUACGAUGAGGUGUACCAGUGCAGUGUAUUAGAUGAGGACAAAUUAUUGGAUGGAAUGGAAAGUCUUAUGAACGAAGGAGGAAAGAUUGUAGAUUAUCAUAGUGCCGAGUUCUUUCCUGAGAGAUGGUUCGAUAUUGUAUUUGUACUCAGAACAGACAAUACCAUCUUGUACGAUCGUCUUAAGGAAAGAGGAUAUUGUGGAAAGAAACUAGAAGAUAACAUAGAUUGCGAAAUUUUUCAAACUAUUCUCGAAGAGGCAAGGUCAUCCUACAGGAAAGAAAUAGUACACGAACUGAUGAGCAAUACCGUAGAUCAGUUGACAGAUAAUGUAAAUAGGAUAUGUCAGUGGCUGGAACAGUGGAAAAUAGACAAUCCGCAAACUUGAAAA
Camponotus floridanus (Florida carpenter ant) is the source of this 562-nucleotide messenger RNA. RefSeq names its product adenylate kinase isoenzyme 6 (gene Ak6). NCBI's taxonomy places the organism in Eukaryota, Metazoa, Arthropoda, Insecta, Hymenoptera, Formicidae. The record is from RefSeq and is a predicted model, not a curated record. The coding region runs from base 23 to 559 and encodes 178 amino acids. The transcript has 4 exons. Gene Ontology annotation, molecular function: ATP binding; AMP kinase activity; ATP hydrolysis activity. Gene Ontology annotation, cellular component: cytoplasm; nucleus.